This is a messenger RNA of Ipomoea triloba (trilobed morning glory), 2201 nucleotides long. RefSeq names its product calcium-dependent protein kinase 13. The record is from RefSeq and is a predicted model, not a curated record. Gene Ontology annotation, molecular function: calmodulin binding; calcium-dependent protein serine/threonine kinase activity; ATP binding. Gene Ontology annotation, cellular component: cytoplasm; nucleus. Lineage: Eukaryota; Viridiplantae; Streptophyta; Magnoliopsida; Solanales; Convolvulaceae. The transcript has 7 exons. Gene Ontology annotation, biological process: protein autophosphorylation; peptidyl-serine phosphorylation; intracellular signal transduction. The coding region runs from base 215 to 1813 and encodes 532 amino acids.
ACCCACCCCCGUCCCCACCACCCCGGCGUUCACUCCGGCGACAAAAGCAGAGUAAGGUAAAGUGUAUAUUGUCUUGAUCUUUAAGCUAUAGUGUAGUGCGCAGUCUAAGCUCGAUAAGGUAGUAGGGCAUUUACCUCAAUAAUGUGAAACCCUAGCUAGGGUUAGAGGUAGGGUUGAGUCGAAAAGGUUUUUUUCAAAUCGGAGCUCGAGUGGAAUGGGGAACUGCUGCAGAUCUCCAGCGGCUGUAGCUAGGGAGGAUGUGAAGUCGGGAAACUACUCCGGCCACGAUCACGGCCGGAGGGAUAAGUCCGGCGCUGGAGCUGGCAGCAAGCAGAAGCCGAUCACUGUGCUGACUGAGGUGAAGAAGGAGAAUAUUGAGGAGAGGUAUAUGGUGGAUAGGGAGCUGGGGAGGGGCGAGUUUGGUGUGACUUAUCUGUGCAUCGAUCGGGGCUCCAGGGAGCUCUUGGCUUGCAAGUCGAUUUCCAAGCGGAAGCUUAGGACGGCGGUGGAUGUGGAGGAUGUCAGGCGAGAGGUGGCGAUUAUGAAACAUUUGCCCAAAAAUUCGAGCAUUGUAUGCUUGAAGGAGGCCUGUGAGGAUGAGAAUGCGGUUCAUUUGGUGAUGGAGCUUUGUGAGGGUGGUGAGCUUUUCGAUAGGAUUGUGGCUCGUGGUCACUACACCGAACGAGCUGCCGCCGCUGUUACUCGGACAAUUGUGGAGGUGGUGCAACUCUGCCACAAGCAUGGUGUGAUCCACAGGGACUUGAAGCCUGAAAACUUUUUGUUUGCAAAUAAGAAGGAAAAUUCACCUCUCAAGGCUAUUGAUUUUGGCUUGUCAAUCUUCUUUAAACCAGGUGAAAGGUUUUCUGAAAUUGUUGGCAGCCCUUAUUAUAUGGCUCCCGAGGUGCUAAAGCGAAACUAUGGACCUGAAAUAGAUAUAUGGAGUGCAGGAGUGAUUCUUUAUAUAUUAUUAUGCGGGGUUCCCCCCUUCUGGGCUGAAUCUGAACAAGGUGUUGCCCAGGCAAUUUUACGUGGUGCAAUAGAUUUUAAACGUGAACCCUGGCCAAGUAUUUCAGAGGGUGCGAAGAGUCUUGUGAGGCAAAUGUUGGAGCCAGAUCCCAAGCUUCGACUAACCGCAAAACAAGUACUUGAACAUCCUUGGCUCCAGAAUGCUAAGAAGGCUCCAAAUGUUCCUCUGGGUGAUGUUGUGAAGUCAAGGCUGAAGCAGUUUUCCUUGAUGAAUAGGUUCAAGAGAAAGGCUUUGAGGGUUAUUGCUGAUUUCUUGUCCAAUGAAGAAGUUGAAGACCUCAAAGAAAUAUUUGGGAAGAUAGAUACUGAUAAUGAUGGUAUCGUUUCAAUUGAAGAAUUGAAAGUUGGACUUCAAAAGCUCAAUUCUCAGCUUGCAGAAUCUGAAAUACAGAUGCUCAUCGAAGCCAUUGAUACUAAUGGCAAAGGAACUCUAGAUUAUGGGGAAUUUAUUGCUGUUUCACUCCAUUUACAAAGAAUGGCUAAUGACGAACAUUUGCGCAAGGCUUUUUCCUACUUUGACAAGAAUGGUAAUGGUUAUAUUGAGCCUGAUGAGCUUCAAGAUGCCCUCAUGGAGGAUGGAUCAGAAGAUUGUACAAAUGUUGCGAAUGACAUCUUUCAGGAAGUCGAUACAGACAAGGAUGGUCUGAUCAGCUAUGAAGAAUUCGCAGCUAUGAUGAAAACGGGAACAGAUUGGAGAAAGGCUUCUCGGCAUUACUCAAGAGGGAGAUUCAAUAGUCUGAGCGUAAAGCUGAUGAAAGAUGGCUCACUUAACCUUGGGAAUGAGUAAAGCAAACUCAGAUCCUAGCUCCUCCACUCUAAAUGAUAUAAUGGGUGAAUGUGCAUCUGUGUAUUAUACUUGUAUCUCAUCAUUAUUUGUUGGGAACCGGUUAUAAAUGAGGUUCAAUUAGAUUGUUGGCUUGGCAGGAUCAUGAAGAGAUGACUAAUCUUUUAGCCUCUUCAAACUGUUAAUUGAGUAGAACGGAUAGCACGCUUUUAGCUGUUUGGUCCAUCUUGUAUGAUUCUCUCAUCUCUGAACACUUUCACUUGCUUACAAGUUGAAAUCAGAUCUUGGCUCUGCAUUAGCAGAAUUCUUGUGUAGGAGUACAGUUUUCAUGGCCAAAAAAUGGCAGACACGUGAGGAUUGUGUUAAUCUUGUUAAAUUUUAUGUGCCUGCA